Messenger RNA from Pyrenophora tritici-repentis Pt-1C-BFP, 1434 nucleotides. RefSeq lists its product as uncharacterized. The record is from RefSeq and is a predicted model, not a curated record. NCBI's taxonomy places the organism in Eukaryota, Fungi, Ascomycota, Dothideomycetes, Pleosporales, Pleosporaceae.
AUGGCUUACUGGUUAAGUUCAAAGUUCAGCCAGAGCUCCUUCUCUGAUGCUGCUUCUUAUCGAUAUCCGUAUCCAAUAAGCGAUAUGCCACCGCUUCUGCAAGGAAAUGGUGCGAUUCCCUCGUUCUCGGAACAGACUUCGAUUCUGAGUGCUUUGGGCACACUCAUCGGCUACAUCGGAGCGGAGGCUGCGACUGACCAGGUUUUCGAACGUCUGCUAUGGCCACAAAGGUUCUGGAAUGGCUUCAGUAUAUACCAUGCGCUUCAAGUGGCAAUGUUCAUGCCAAUGGGCGGUCCCCUCCACCGAGCUGCUUUACAUACGCUAGACAAGUUCUUUGAGAAUGGGCUCUUCAAAGGAGAUAAGAUGGGACAUAUGCUGGGCACCGCCUUUUUCAGAAACUCCGGAUGGUCUUAUGCUGUCUGGUACAAUGGUCAACAAGAGUCGACGGAACUUGUACGCAACGGACUGUGGAUUCGAGCGGCUUCACUUCUACCCAUCCCAAUUGAGAAGCAGCAAAAGGGCCUCGAAACUGGACGACCAGUCAGAGCAAGGACUACACUAAACACGUUGGUCCUGGAUUAUACCACCAGUCCAUUGCCUAAGAAGGAUAACGCUGUAUCGCAAGAGACCAAGGGACUAUCAUUGAAGAUCUUCUUUGCCCUUCUGGUGUCUGAGUUUAGUGGCGUUUUAGCAGGCGUAACCGUUGCGGUGGUAUGGAGAUCUUGGUUCGCCUGGCUUUGGUUCGCCCCGCUUCUUUUGAAAUGGAACAGUGCAAUAUUCGCCGUUGCAAGAGAGGAUCUUGCUCCCAAAGUAGUGCCAAGCGCUCCAGCGGCAACAGAGCGCACCAAACUAUUCGAAAUCCUUCACCCACAACAGGGCAUAUUCCUGAUCGAGGGCAAUGAAUCUACCGUUCUCCAGUUCUUCAGACACUACGGACACCCAGUCAGAAGUCGGACACGGGAGCGUGCGCAAUUCGCCAUCAUCAUCUGCUUUGGACUCAUGUUCCCAGUUGGACUCGUCAGCUCUAUUAUCUGGAUGCCGACGUCGAUGCAGUACCUGUGGUUAGGUUAUCAACUUUACGCUACGCUCGCAAUGUACGUAUACCGGUAUACGAACAGUCACAUUUGGGCAACGACCGAAGAGGCCUUGGCGGCUAAGUUCAAGGAGGCGGGUUUUAAGCGCUCAACUGAGAAAUCUGCUAAAGCGGAGCCAAUCUAUCUAGACGGCGGAAAUGGCAACAUUUUGUCAGCAACGUUGAUGACUACGUAUCACAAUAGUUUCGGGUCAGCUAGGGACGCGGCUAAAGCACAUCUCCAAUCGACUACAUCCGUACCGAGAAAGACGUCUAGAGAAUCUUCCAAGACACUCAGUCCGUCGGACUUGGACUCAGUCAACCCAUCUGAUAAUUGGAGGACGUCGCUUGAAAAGGAGUAG